This is a messenger RNA of Nelumbo nucifera (sacred lotus), 1578 nucleotides long. Its product is annotated as MRG family protein. Gene Ontology annotation, biological process: chromatin organization; regulation of DNA-templated transcription. Lineage: Eukaryota; Viridiplantae; Streptophyta; Magnoliopsida; Proteales; Nelumbonaceae. The record is from RefSeq and is a predicted model, not a curated record. Gene Ontology annotation, cellular component: histone acetyltransferase complex; nucleus.
CACGGUUCCAUUCCACCUCCCAAAGGGGAAAAAGAAAAUUCACAUUCGGUUGGACUGGGGUUUCCGUGCACUAGGCGCAAGGCGGCAACACAAAAUUUCAUCUUGUUUUCUAUUGUUGUUUGAAAGUAGAAUAACAACCGGGAAGAACGGCAAUCGGAAACACCGACAGUAAUAGGAGCGCGAGGGUCGCUGGUCGCCUAACGCCUAUCACACACACGUACACAGAUGGGAAGUCCGAAUGCAGGGGCCAAGGACGAUACAGCCACCGACGGCGGCGACACCAACGGGGACCCUUCUGCUUCAGAUUCCAGCCUUUUCUCGGAAGGAGAGAAGGUCCUUGCUUACCACGGCCCCCGAAUCUACGAAGCCAAAGUUCUAAAAGUAGAGCUUGGGAAGAAGGAAUGGAAAUACUAUGUUCACUAUCUUGGCUGGAGCAAAAAUUGGGAUGAAUGGGUAGGUGUGGAUCGUUUAAUGAAAUUCACUGAAGAGAAUGUUCGGAAGCAACAGACACUUGAAAAAAGACAGGGUGCGGAUAAAAAUCCAAAGUCAGGACGUUCAACUCAAAUCAAGCCAAAAAACUCUACUGAUGCAAAAGUGGACAAAGAAGAUGUUAGGAAUCAUGUGUCUAGAGGCAAAAAGCGCAAGAGUGACUCUGGUGUUGAGGAGAAGGAUACUGAAUCUGUUGAGAAGCUUGUGAAGGUCCAAAUUCCAUCAACCCUAAAGAAGCAACUUGUGGAUGAUUGGGAAUUUGUUACUCAGCUGGGUAAGCUUGUUAAGCUUCCACGUUCCCCAAGUGUUGAUGAUAUAUUGAAAAAGUACCUUGAUUACAAGUCAAAGAAGGACGGCAUGAUAGCUGAAUCAAUUGGAGAGAUUCUGAAGGGGUUACGUUGUUACUUCGACAAAGCAUUACCUGUGUUGCUCUUGUACAAAAAAGAGCGCCAACAAUAUCAUGAAGCAGUUGUAGAUAACACAUCACCUUCUACUGUAUAUGGUGCUGAACAUCUUCUGCGACUCUUUGUAAAGUUGCCUGAAUUGUUGGCCUAUGCAAGCAUUGAGGAGGAGACAAUGACGCGGUUGCAGCAGAAAUUGCUUGAUUUUCUCAAAUUCCUGCAAAAGAAUCAAAGUGCCUUCUUUCUUUCUACUUACGAUGGCCCAAAAGGUAUUGAAGGAAGUGGAGAACAAAAUGACUGACUCAGCAUGACAACAUAGUCGACUGUGUACCAAUACUACCAUCGAACUGCAAAAGGCAUAAAUAGAGAGAUCUCAUUAAUAUGUCUGCAUAUUUCUCUUAGGACUUCGAGCUCUCUGGGAAGAUGGUUCAUUUGUUGUUGAUGAAGCAGCCAAGUUUAGUGUAUUCUAUCAGCGAUAAUUGUUGUAUUUGUACAUGUUUGGACUUUCUCGUCAAGGUCCUCUUUUUUCUGUAAUUGUUGUAAUUUUGGGAGUUUCUGGUCAAGUUAUGGAUGAGGUCUUUUGCAGUUUAUAGUUGCCUGAGAUUUUAAAAUACGUUGUUAAAGUUUUUCAGUUGCAUGAACCCAAGACAACUGCAUGUUGGAUAUAUUUUGAUUCGGCAAAACCACA